AUGUCAUCAUUAUCUUCCAUUAUUGAAACCUUCAAAGUUUAUUCUGAGAAACACAAGAAAUUCACAGAUGCUGAUCUAUGUAAGCUUUUAUGUAACUAUUAUACUUCAUCAGAUGUUGUUAAUCAUUAUCAACAAGCUAUCAGACAACUUGAUACAGAACCGUUAAAUGAAAGUUAUCAAUGGUUAUUAUUUACCGGUUUUCGUUCACUUACUAGUUCGUUUUUCUAUACUGAUGAACUUCGCGACAAACUUUGUCAGUUUUGGUUACCAAAAUAUGAAUAUAUGCUUAAAGAAUUAUUACCACAUCCAGCUAAUGAUAUACAAGAUAAAUAUCCUAAUCAUUUACGACUAAAUGCAAUUAAAUAUUUAAUUACAAAUAUGAUUACUAAGCAACAAACAAUAGAAAGUUCAAUUCAUCUUCUUAAAACAUAUGGACAAUUUCAAAAUUUUUCACAAAAGGAUCAAUAUUUAUCGAUUAUUAAACUAAUUUCAUCAUUGUUAAUCAAUGAACAUUUUCUUGAAGGUGUCAAAAAUGAUGAUUAUACAAACAUUAAAUUUAAAUGGAAUGGAAAUGAUCCUUCAAAUACAAUAAAUGUUAAACCUACAAUCGUUUUAUGGAUUAUAUUAAAAUUGAUUAUUCAUUUUAUUAAGACAGAUGAAAAUUGUUUAAUAGAUAUUAAAUAUAAUACAAAUAUCAAAGAAAUAUUAUUAAAAUCAAUGAGACAAAUUGAAGAUAAUCAUCCAAUAAAAACUUCUGCUUAUGCUGUUUUAACUUUGUUAAUCAAUGAAAAUGAUAUUAAAAACGAAAUUAAUAAUCCAAAUCAAAUAAUUUCGGUAUUAGUUGAUAAUGUUGAUCAAUCUUCUCGAUUUUUAUGUAAUGGAGUAUAUAUUAUAGAUCUUAUGAUAGCAUUAAAAGGUAUGCUUCUUUAUGUCUUAGUAACUAUUCAGAAUUGA
This is a messenger RNA of Rotaria sp. Silwood1, 954 nucleotides long. The record is from the annotation of a GenBank genome assembly. Lineage: Eukaryota; Metazoa; Rotifera; Eurotatoria; Philodinida; Philodinidae.